This is a messenger RNA of Sceloporus undulatus (fence lizard), 4446 nucleotides long. It is a transcript of the gene ARIH1, whose product is annotated as ariadne RBR E3 ubiquitin protein ligase 1. Gene Ontology annotation, cellular component: nucleus; ubiquitin ligase complex; cytoplasm. Bases 61 to 1311 code for a protein of 416 amino acids. Gene Ontology annotation, biological process: ubiquitin-dependent protein catabolic process; protein polyubiquitination; positive regulation of proteasomal ubiquitin-dependent protein catabolic process. The transcript has 13 exons. The record is from RefSeq and is a predicted model, not a curated record. Lineage: Eukaryota; Metazoa; Chordata; Lepidosauria; Squamata; Phrynosomatidae. Gene Ontology annotation, molecular function: zinc ion binding; ubiquitin protein ligase activity; ubiquitin conjugating enzyme binding.
AAUCCAGCAACUAUCACCAGGAUACUCCUUAGUCAUUUCAAUUGGGAUAAAGAAAAGCUGAUGGAAAGGUACUUUGAUGGCAACCUGGAGAAGCUCUUUGCAGAAUGUCAUGUAAUUAAUCCUAGUAAAAAAUCUCGAACACGUCAAAUGAACACAAGGUCAUCUGCGCAGGAUAUGCCUUGCCAGAUCUGCUAUCUAAACUAUCCUAACUCGUAUUUCACUGGCUUGGAGUGUGGACAUAAGUUUUGUAUGCAGUGCUGGAGUGAAUAUUUAACUACCAAAAUAAUGGAGGAAGGCAUGGGACAGACAAUUUCAUGCCCUGCUCAUGGCUGUGAUAUCUUGGUUGAUGACAAUACAGUUAUGCGCCUGAUCACAGAUUCAAAAGUUAAAUUAAAGUACCAGCAUUUAAUAACUAAUAGUUUUGUAGAGUGCAAUCGACUGUUAAAAUGGUGUCCUGCUCCAGAUUGCCACCAUGUUGUUAAAGUUCAGUAUCCUGAUGCUAAGCCUGUUCGCUGUAAAUGUGGCCGUCAGUUUUGCUUUAACUGUGGUGAAAACUGGCACGAUCCUGUUAAGUGCAAGUGGUUAAAAAAGUGGAUUAAGAAGUGUGAUGACGACAGUGAAACUUCUAAUUGGAUUGCAGCAAACACAAAGGAAUGCCCUAAAUGCCACGUGACCAUAGAAAAGGAUGGAGGCUGCAAUCACAUGGUCUGUCGGAAUCAGAAUUGCAAAGCAGAGUUUUGCUGGGUGUGUCUCGGCCCUUGGGAGCCACAUGGGUCUGCCUGGUACAACUGUAACCGCUACAAUGAGGAUGAUGCAAAGGCAGCAAGAGAUGCCCAAGAGGAAUUAACACAGAGAUCCAGAGCAGCCCUGCAGAGGUACCUCUUCUACUGCAACCGUUACAUGAAUCAUAUGCAGAGCCUGCGCUUUGAGCACAAACUCUAUGCUCAGGUCAAGCAGAAAAUGGAGGAGAUGCAGCAGCACAACAUGUCGUGGAUUGAGGUCCAGUUUCUGAAGAAAGCAGUUGAUGUCCUCUGCCAGUGUCGUGCCACACUCAUGUACACAUACGUCUUUGCCUUCUACCUCAAAAAGAAUAAUCAGUCCAUUAUCUUUGAGAAUAAUCAAGCAGAUUUGGAAAACGCUACCGAGGUCCUUUCUGGGUAUCUGGAAAGAGAUAUAUCCCAGGAUUCACUGCAAGACAUAAAGCAGAAAGUGCAAGAUAAGUACAGAUACUGUGAGAGUCGGCGGAGGGUUUUGUUGCAGCACGUGCAUGAAGGCUAUGAGAAGGACCUGUGGGAGUAUAUUGAGGACUGAAACUGGCCUGCAUAAAACGAACUCUGAAUACCUUUUACCAUCUAGAGUGCUCAUGCAAUUAAAGCAAAACACACACAAAAAAAGGGGCACUACGCCUAUUACACCGCUGGUCUGUAGUACCGGAAUUCUGUUUUUGUUAAUGGAAAAAAAAUUUAAGUAAAUUAUAUUGUAAUAAAAAAGGUAGAUAAACCAUUGUACAACAGUAUUCUAGGUGGCCAGUAAGUGUGACAGAUGCACUAAGAAAAAAAAAUCAACCCUCCAACUUUAACUUGUAACGUAGCUUCAUUCUCCAAGCUGACUUUUUUUCCCCUCCUACUUUCUCCUAUGCGUAUUACAGAUGAAAUUUAAAACAGUUUCUUGACACUGCUUUUCAUGUCCAACCAGCCAUUUUGAUGUACUUUGGUAUGAGAUUUCCUCCCUCCCUUCCUCCCCUCUCCCCUCACACAUGCACCAGUUCAUGGGUGAAUGUUGUUUGGCUAAUUGUAAAGAGAAUUUUUGUGGGAGGGGGGAGGAGGGGCACACAGCAAGGAAAAAAAAACCUUUGUAUAUGACUUUUAAAAAAAAACAAAGAGGACAACACAGUAUUUUUCAAAAUUGUAAAUAGCGCAUAUGCAUGGACAAAGAGCAAGCGUGGCACGUGUUUGCAUAAUGUUUAAUUACAAAAAAUAUUUAUUCUUUAAAAAUCUUCAAGAUGUCUAUUUGCUGUGCAUUUUUCUUUCAGUUUGCUUUUUACCUGGGAUUUGGGGACGGGGAGGGCAAGGCAGUGUGUGCUGCUGUAACAACUCUUUCUCUUCAUUUCCCUCCUCCCUCUCAAGAUGCUGAGAGGUGUUUUGGUUUCUUCCUCCUCUUACUGCAGCUCCUUUGCAACGAUUCCAUGGUUUGGGUGUGUUCAUUGCUGGCAACGGACACCGUCCCAUUUGCACUUCCAGCUUUUUCUGAUGCAAACUGGUUUACUUUGGUGUGUGUUUAACAUUUGGAAAUGAAAAUGUAGUGAUUCCAGCUGCUUUUGUCUCUUUUUUGCUCAGAAUAUCCAUCCUCUCUUGCUCAUCUUUCUAACCGUUUCCAUGCAUGCCCGGUAUCCACUCUGCUCUUCCUGCCUCAUAGUCAUUUCUUAGGAAAGUGUUAGGAAUUCUCUCUGUGGAUUGAAGUGCUCAAAUGGAACAUUCCUUGUUGCUUUGUCUUGUCAGUUGUGUACCACCAAAAACAAAGAUGGAGCUGUUUGUUUUGGAGGCUUAGCAAUUGAGAAAAGUGCCUGAUGUAGCAAACACUCCCAUCUACUUGCAAGGGUCUGCAGUUUCUGAAGUCACGGCAUUUUCCUCCCAUGGGUGGGAAGAGUGAGUGAGUUUCAACUACGCAUAGUCAUUUAUAGUCUCUCUUCUUAAAAUAAAAGCUUUGUCAAAGCACCAGUUGGGAGCAGUUUAUUAAAUCUGCUUCUGCCUGGAAACUCUUUGUGGUAUUUUAUUUUUCCACCAUUGCAGUGUUUACACUUUCAAGUUAAGAAGAAAAAGGAUCUGAUAAAGCAGUAAAAAAGGAGGAGAGGGAGCAUAUGUCUGUGUUAAAGCUGCAUUUCCAAAGGGCUGCUUUUAUUACUCUUUCAAGAUGAGGGAGCAGCCAGGAUCCAAAAUCUGUUUGGCUAGUUCCAUAUGCAUCCAAGUAUUUCUGUGGACUGUGGUUUAAGAACACCAGUCCCUCUAUGCAGCAUGGCAAAGAAAAAACGGAAUUGAAGGGGGUUGCCGAAAGUUUGUUACGUGUUCGGGAAGCAGAUUUUAUUGGAUGAGGACAGACUCUUGAAGUAAUGAAGUAACUCCUGGCUUUGUAUAUUGAUGGCACAAUUGGAGGUUAAUCUCUGCAUCUGUUCUCAUGCAGCCUUUGUGUGGCAGGGCUUAUUGCCUUGGUUGUAGCUCCCCCACCAAGCAGAUACCUGUUACGAGGAGAAGGUGUUUCAGUAAAGUGAUCCAUGGUGAAGAAUCAUCCCCUUCAAAAGGAUGGGAAUUAUGCUCCUUUAAGAUGAGCGCUCAAAUACCACUCCUGAGCCUUUCUGCUGUAUUCUUCCUCUGCUGUACUUUUUGCACAUUGCUGCCCGAGAUGGAUUGAAAACUCCCAGUCAGGUUCCCCAAUCCCACCCCAGUUUUCUUUUAGCACUCUCCUUUUAUUUUUGUUUCCUUUUUGGGCCUGGAACUGGGUUGAUGGAACUGGUGGUCAUGUUGUGUGGGUGUAAUUUGGAUGAAUGUGUCCAUGCUUUUAGCCCUUCCCCAUCAUUUUCCUUAUUUUCAAACACCUUGCUCAUCAUCAUCAUCCCCCUCUUUUUGUUAAAGGAAAAAAAAACCAAACCACCAAAUGAACUGUAUAUAAACAUGCUGUAUCUUCUACCAAUGAAGAUUGUACACAUAACUUCUUUUGUGGAGGGGAAAAAAGUUUUGUAAAUCUUAGUGGGCUUUGGACUGAGUUGACUUAACGCAGAAGCUCUUGUAAAGGCUUGCUCAUUGAUUCUGAACCCCUCUCCCCCCUUUUCUACCCUUCAGGUAGUCCCUUCUUUUCUUAAAAAAAGCAAAUCCUUGGCAAUGAAGAUGCUACUCUCAAGCUUUGGUUGGUGCAAUAUGUGAAAAUAAUGAUUGGUGUUGAGUUUAUCAUGGGCUAAUUGAAUGAUGGGGCCGCUAGCCGCAAAGAUGGGGAAGCAGAGCACAGUCUGCAUUUUGUAACCCACCCUCUUCUGCUCCACAUAAUUCACUGCAGCUUUUUUUUUUGGGGGGGGGGGGGGGGGAGUGAGAAGUAUUCUGGUAGUGUAUGUAUCAGACAGUCUUAAUUUUUCAAAACCAUUUAACCCCAAAAUGUUUUUAGUACAACUGCUGUAUUAGGAAUCAGUUAUUGUGAGACAAGAGCGGUGCUCUUUGGAGAACCUUUCCAUGUACAAGAGGAUCCUGUUAUCCAGCACUUGGGAGGGUUGGAAGACAAUCGGACUGGGCUGUGGCUGACUGAAGACUUGUGAUCUUCUAAAACUAAUUCCAUCUAGAGAGCACCUCAUGCUGUGGAAAUAACUGUUCUUAGACUUCAUUGUAACUGCUGGACUGUUCCGUGUUAAGGCUAAACAGAGGGAGAGAAAAGCGUUCCUAAUUCUAAUAAACUUUUAUUUUGUUA